CCGCGCGCCGUCCGUGUUGUUGUAGUAAAUAAUGGCGGCAUCGGGAGGCGGAUUAUCAUCUCCCGCAACCGUCGCGGGCUUGAGCGCCCAAGCGGUUGCUCGGGCUCGUUUCCCGGGUCGACCGUGCACGUUUCGCAGCAGGCUGCGGUCGGAGAAACGUAUCAGACGCGGAAGGUUGGGCACGGACGACGGGGAGCUGGCUGCCGGAGGGCCAAGGCCCGUCAACAUCGGCCUGGCGUUGAGCGAGGAUCCGUCCCUGCUGCGCUUGCUCGGGGUGGCGGAGAAGCACAGCCGGCAGAGAGAUGUGGGAUUCGACUCCAGCAACAGUGAGGAGGAGGAAGAUUUCACUGGAUUUGGGACCACAAGAGUUCGUCCACAGAAAACUUCUGGCACUCAUCCUCAAUCAUCGUUACUCAGCCAAGAGAAGUCUCACCAAGCUUCAGACCAUUCUUUGGAAGCAAAGCCUCUCGUUGGAAAAAUUAUACCCAAGACCCCUAAACCGGCUAUUAUUGGUAAAAUCGUACCAAGGGUCCCUAAAGAAGGCCAGAGUGACAAAGACAGCCCAGUAAAAUUCAAAGAAGUACCGAAAGUGGUAAUUCAACUGCAUGGCAAGCAGGUAGCUCUCACCGCAAAAGCCAGAUAUGCAGACGAGCAGGCCUCAGGUAGACAGAGCAGUGCAAGAUCAGCUGACUUUAUCAAGAAUUUAGAAAAAACAGCAGACUUAGGCAGCACGCAAAGCCAAACAGCCGCUACCUCAGCUGGUGGCACUAAGCAAGAGAAGCUGGUGCGUGCUCCGGCAGAAGUCAAGGGUGCAGGAAAAGCUUCCAAGGUCAAAGAACGAGGUGAGGUAUCAGAGGACUUAGACACAGACCAAUCCCAGCCACAGAGAUCUGUAAAACGCAGGAGGCGUUUUCAAAUUGGGAACAACAGACGCACAUCUCAAGCUGUUGCUCUGUCCAUCACAUCCUUUCACAAACGGCAAAGAAAGAGAAUGUCGAAGGGUAUGGGUACCUCUCCAGAGGCUGGAGCUGAGGCCGGUGCCCAGAGUGGAGAGGAGGCAACGAUGCCGCUCGAGUGUAAAUCUGCAGUUUCCCCUGAAAAAAGAACACACAAAAGACAACGCAGAUCUUUGUUUGGGCACAGACGAAAGCCACUAAAAAACGUUUCAACCAUUGGUCGUCCAAAAAUUGCUCGUAAUCGCACUAGGCAUGUUUAUUACACCUAUGUACCAUUGCCCACUCCAGCCACAACUACAGCGGAUGAGAAUGAGCAGCAGCUGCAGGGUCCGAAUAUCACUUCAUCAGUGGGUGAGCUGAGCUCGUUUUCGGAACAAAUUCAGCAGAGCUCAAACAACUCCUCCACUCCUGUCAUGACGGCAAGGUCCUCCCGCGUUAUUAAAACUCCAAAGAGAUUCUUGGACGAGGAAAUGAUUUCUUUUCCAAAGGGUUCUCUGUCAUCCUGGCUGAAAAGUCAGCAGAAAGAGGACGGAAAACCAAGUCCAUCAUGUCUUGAGUCAAAUUAUGAUGACAACUCUCUUCAGUCAGACAAUGACUCUAUAUCUAUGGUUGACAGCCCAUCGGCUGUGAAAGAGUUCUCAUCAAAGCCCAGUCCUGGCACGAGCCACCUAGAGAUCUACAAGAACCUCAAGAAACUGACCUUGAAACUGGCAGAGAAAAAGAAAGGCCAGCCAGACACUCAUGGAAAUUAUACACAUCAUGGUGAUGGUUUGACCUCUCAUGUCAAGAAGAGGCGGAGGUCAAAGCUCAUGAUGGAGGAGAUGGACUCUCCUGGUGUUGUGAGGAAACUAGCCGUGGUGGUGAACACUGAUAUGGAAGUUCCCUCACAUGUGCCGUUAGAAGAUAAAGGCAACAAUGAUGGUGAAGCAGGAAUUAUGACUGGGGACAGCCACGAGGCGUUGGAAGUCAGCGGGCCCAGCCAUCGAAUUGGUUUCGGUGGAGCAAAUAAGACGAUGCUCCACCUGCUGAAGAAAGCCAAAGUCCAGCUCAUCAAGAUUGAUCAACAGAAGCAGCUCAAGUUGUCACAGCUGGGAGAAUCACGUGUUCCAAUAAGUGGAAGGAGGAGGAGGAGGAGGAGAGUUGGCGUAUCUCCCAAAGAUACCAGUCCUCAGGAGCAGCCGCUGGGCGGUCCGAGGAUCAAACAUGUCUGUCGGGCAGCAGCAGUGGCUUUGGGGCAGCCACGUGCCAUGGUGCCAGAUGAUAUUCCCAGACUCAGCGCCCUGCCACUUCACGAGAGAGAGGGCAUCACCUUUUCUCCCACAGCAGAAGAUGUGGCAGAUGACGACGAUGACAUCACUGAUCAGGGCAGGGCUCAGUGGGUUGUCUCUCAGGAAAACAUCCAGCGGAGGAGGAGGGGGAGGGGGAGGGGCCGCAAGUUCAGAAAAAGGAAGAUCCUGAGUCGUUAUGCAGCUGGGGGAGUCCGUUCCCGGCGCUGUGGACGCUGCAAAGGCUGUUUGAUAGAGGAGGACUGCGCAAAGUGUAUCAACUGCCUUGAUAAGCCCAAGUUUGGGGGGCCCAACACCAAGCGGCAGUGUUGCAUAUACAAGAAGUGCGAGCGGAUUGAGAAAGCAAGGAUUCAGCGCAUCAUCAAACCACUGAAAGUCCAGGCGAGGCGGUUGUCGCGCUCUGUGUCAAGCAGUGAUGAUGCAAAUGGAGGGUUUGAAGCAGCCGGUGAGGGAUCCUCCUCGAUGGUGCCUCGAGUCAGGAAACACUCCCUGCGUAACAUUACACCACGCUCCUACAGUAGCCUGCUGAAGUCUGAAUCUGAGGAUGAAGAGGAAGAAGAAGAACAGGUUAAGGCAGAUAAACAAACAGUCAAGCCAACUGUAGCUGCUGCUAGCAAUCAAGAUCUUGCUACUCAAGGUGGCGGAUCACUGCCAGAAAACCCUCAAAAUGAGGUGGUGAAGCAUCGCAGGCCCUUCUCCAGAGGAGCUGGGAGCAGACCCAAAGCUUACAAGAAUCCUGCAGAAUGUGCGUCAGUGAACACCCUGACGGGGUUAACUAACGGAUUUCCCCAAAAGGGCCAGUUGCAGAACAAGUACAAGAUCCGUGUGGACUUUAAGGAGGACUGUGCUGUACAGAAUGUAUGGCUGAUGGGCGGCCUCAGCGUCCUCACAUCUGUUCCUACCACACCACAACCUGUCUGUCUGCUCUGUGCCAGUAAAGGGCGACAUGAGAUGAUAUUCUGCCAGAUCUGCUGUGAGCCUUUCCACAGUUUCUGCCUCUCACCAGAGGAGCGCCCCAUGAAGGAGAACAAGGAGAACUGGUGCUGCAGGCGCUGCAAAUUCUGUCACGUGUGUGGUCGUCGAAGCAAGAGCACAAAGCCUGUGUUGCAGUGCAGGAGAUGCCAAACCUCCUACCAUCCUGCCUGCUUGGGACCAACUUACCCUAAACCUAUGAACUGCAGCAUGCCUUGGGUGUGCAUGACCUGCAUUCGAUGUAAAAGCUGUGGUGUGACUCCUGGAAAGACCUGGGACCUGGCCUGGAACCAUGAGCAGGAUCUCUGUCCUGAUUGCACUGUUCUCCACAACAAAGGUAAUUUCUGCACCGUCUGCCACAAGUGCUAUGACGACAAGAAGCAACACACACAGAUGAUUCAGUGUUCAGAGUGCAGCCACUGGAUUCAUUACACAUGUGAAGGACUUUCGGAUGAACUAUUUGGGUUGCUGUCAAACCAACAAGAAGAAGUGUAUUUCACCUGUCAACCGUGCAGUCAGAACCCAUGUGAACCUAGCAGCUUGAAGGAGGAGCUGCAGAGCAGACUGAUUGCUGGACUGGAGGAGGUGCUCACUGAUCUCCUCUCCGACUCUGCCACACAGCACCUUCUUAUCUGUAAAGUGUGUCAGGAAACAAACAACACACACUCUGUCAGGGAACAGCAACCAGUCUGUGAUCUACAAGCCAUGAAGAAGAAGUUUAAAGGGGGCGGUUAUACCUCAAUAAAAGCUUUCCAUGCAGAUGUCACCUCUAUGAUGAAGAAGUGGCUGAAGGUGGAGGAGCUUCUCCCUGUGGAUCAGAGACCAACCAAUCAGGCCAGGGCACACUAUGUCAAUCUGAUUUCGCAGGUGUUCAGUUGGUUUCCUUCACGCCAUCUGAAAAAGUGGAACUCCUAUGAGGAAUUCCCAAGUAGCAUGCUCCCUGAGGCGGUCCUGCCACCAUCUAAGGAGCAUAGCUAUGCACAGUGGCUGGAAAGGACAUACCAUCCCAAGGAGUCCAGGGGCCCACAGACAGGAAAGACUAACUCUCUGCUAUCCUCAGUCACUACACAGCAGUCCGGUGUAUCCCACAGCUUCCCACUAUAUUCACAUGGUAUAAUGAACGAUAUGGAAACUACCAAGACUGAAGAUGUGAGGCAGUGUGCCCUGUGCCAACAAUAUGGAGACUCUGCUCCCUGUGAUGCAGGACGGCUGUUGUACUUGGGACAGAAUGAGUGGGCCCAUGUUAACUGCUGCCUCUGGUCUGCAGAGGUGUAUGAGGAGAAUAGUGCUCUUUUGCAAGUGCACAGCGCUGUCUCAAGAGGGCGCCACCUGCGCUGUGAUCGCUGUUGGCAGUCAGGAGCCACUGUGGGCUGCUGUCUUGCAACCUGCCAGAGUAAUUUCCACUUCAUGUGCGCUCGUGCCCAAAACUGUGUCUUCCAGCAGGACAGGAAGAUAUAUUGCUACAGACACAGGGAUCUGGUCACUGCAAAAAUGGUGACUGGAAAAGGUUUUGAAGUCCCUCGGCGGGUAUAUGUGGAUUUUGAGGGGAUCAAUCUCAGAAGAAAGUUCCUCACAGGUCUCGAGCCAGAAUCCAUAAACAUGACCAUAGGCUCUCUGCAGAUUCAGAAACUCGGAGUGUUGUCAGAGCUGUCGUCGAAUGGGAGGAUGCUGUAUCCCGUUGGCUAUCAAUGUUCUCGGUUGUACUGGAGCACUGUGGACCCUCGCAGACGCUGCAAGUAUACCUGUAAAGUGACAGAAGUGAGCACACCUCUCCCUGGUGAGGAGCAAGAUCCACGGUGGGACCAAGAAGAGAAUCACACCAUAGUCCACAGUCCCAGCCACCACAGAGAUAUGGAGUCCCCGGAUCGCUUAAGCUCCUCCUCCAGUCCAAUCAAGUCCACUACCCCAUCACCCAACUCUAAACAGCAUAACUUCUCUGGAUCCAAAAGUCCUGGUUAUACACAGACCAGGAGACCUGCAGGAGGAUCAUCUCGACCUCUUCCAUCUCCAGGGACCGCUCCUCCCAAAUCGCAUCACAUCCUGACAUUGAGGGACCUAGAGGACACCCGUCGGCCUCGCAGGCUUUCAUCAAGAAGCCGCUGCAGUUCCUCGCCAACAGACAGCGACCCGUCUGUGCCGAUGACCCUCCGCUCUGGUGGCACUGUCCACUCCAGAUGUGCCCUGUUUGGGUCCCCUCCAAGAUCGUCAAACUUGGGGCCAGCCUCGUCUCCUCUGUCACGACAGAACUCAGCUUCGCCAGUGUGGAGCUCCCCGCCUAGAUCCAACUCCAGUAUUUCUGCAGGGCUGUCACCUCGGCAAGGAGCCAUCACUCACUCCCCCAGAGGGAGGCAAAACUUUAAAAUCACCACUCCAGUUUCUGCAGAGGUUCCCCAAGACUUCCUAGCAUCGUCUGAGGCAGAAGACGCAGCAGUGGCCACGACCAAUGGGAUCUCACUUGCUCCCGAUAACCUGGAAGAGGAAGUUGCCCACCUGAUGGCCCAGGAGCUGCCUUACACUGUGUUUGACACUGACACAGAGGUCGCAGUGGCCUCCAUGCUGAAUGCAAAAUUGGAGUUUGACGAGGCUCUGCUCACUGAAAACGUGGCACUUCACUGUGGAGCACAAGGCGGGAGAGGAGAUGUGGAAGGUGUAGUACAAGAUGUGGAAAUGCAGGACAAUAAUUGUGAGAAUGACUCUGAAGAUGAAGACUCAAGCCAUUACUUUAAAUUUUCACGCACGGUGGUGUGUGACGCAACUAGCAGCUCAGACACCUCAGGUCAGCUCCCUUCAGCACAGUCGAUUUCACAGUUGGAUGGAGCGGACGGUGGGUCAGAGAGUGAUGAAAACGAGGUGGUCGAAGAUAAAACUCAGGACACAGAAGUAGAAGAGGGAGAGAUUAAGAUUUACACCAACCAUAAUACACCUACUAAACAGCUGACGGUUGCUCUUAAGAGGCUCGAGUCUAUCUAUACUGUAUCAAAGUCAGCAGUUGAACAAGGAACGGCUCAGCAAGAGUUUCAGGACAGUUCUCAACCAUCUGAUGUUCUUCAAUCAGUUUAUGUAAACGAUGAUAUGUCAGUUCAGGAGGAAGAGGUUCCAAUGAGCUCAGGAACACCAACAUCUCAAAAUGAUGUGUUUUUGGAUUCAGCUACAGGCCACUUUGUUUCUGUGAAUGAUGCUGCUGGAAUGUACCCAAAUAACAAUGAAGUUGACGAUAAAGAUGACAGUAGCUCAUCGACGGACUCAGUUGGAGGAUUUAAAGAUGAUCUGAAAGACCCUGAUUACUCUCCAGAAACCAAAAAAACUCCCACAGCACAGAUGAAAACUAUCGUUGUGAAGACAAAACGUCCAGCAUCAAACCUCAAACGCUUGUCGCCAAAACCGUGUCUUCCACAGCAGAACAAAGCCAAAUUGCUGUUGCCACCCCGACUUAAACCAACUCUAAAUAAUGCUUCACUGUCCCCUGCUGCUUCCACUUUUUGUGCAGUUCCACGCACAGUCACCUCCCCCAUUGUGAUCAACAGUUUAAACGCUUUGCCUAUUCAGCCUGGCGCCACACGUGGCAGAACUGUUGCCAUUCGCUUAGACAACUCGAGGCCUGGAAGUCAGCAGCAAGUUGUGAUUCAGAAUCAAGCUGCAGCCACAAGCUCACCCCCACCCCCACCCCCACCCCAAACUACUGCCCAUCAAGUCCUGCUUGUCAACCGUCAAGGUCAGAUUCUGAUCAAAGACCCAAGAUCAAACACUUAUCAGUCACUUAGUACAAAUUCUCCUGCCUACAAUAAAAUAAGCCAAAUUGCCAAGAUUCUCCACAGUGGUAAUGCCUUGCAGCGCUCAGUCCCUCGUGUCGUUAUAAAGCCUCACACCGGCCCCUCUGCCACAAACGUACCACCCACUGGUAAUCACACAACAACAUCCGAGAAAAAAAUCAUUAUCAGAGUGGUGCCUGUGAAAAGCAGCGGGCCUCCAGUUCCCACAACUCCUGUUAGUGUGCAGAGUGUACCUGAAGCAGCUUUCUCCAAUAUUCAAGAAAGCACAGCCCAGGCUAUUAUUGACAGAGCCAUGGCUACCCACCGCGACACGCCUAAGACAGAACCCAUCAUCCUCAGUAACACUCGAAGGCCAAAGGCCAGACAUCGAAGACCCUCCCAGUUUCAGGAUGCAGAGGACUCAGAUCAGUCACCAGAUGCACAUUCAGAGCCUCCAGGUGGUUUACUCAACGAACCAAAUUUGAACCUGCAACCAACCCCUGCUUCAUUGCAUCAGCAGGUGAGGACCAAGAGAGUGUCAUCACUGUCUGAAAGGCCCUCCAGGAAGAAAUCCAAGAUGGACUUCUUGAGGGAUCCUUCAGAUGAGCUGGAUGAUGUCAAUGAAGCCAUCCUCCUCAGUAACACUCAAAGGCCCAAAGCCAGACAUCGAAGACCAUCCCAGUUUCAGGAUGCAGAGGGCUCAGAUCAGUCACCAGCUGCACAUGCAGAGCCCCCCAGCAGUUUGCUCAAUGAACCAGAUUACAGCCUGCAACCAACACCUGCUUCAUCACGCCACCAGGUCAGGGUCAAGAGAGUGUCUUCAGUGUCUGAAAGGCCAACCAGGAAGAAAUCCAAGACGGACUUCUUGAGGGAUCCCUCACAUGAGCUUGAUGACAUUAAUGACACCAGACCAAGUGGUGUGAGAAUGAAAGCUCCAACAAUGAAGGAUAUUCUUGAUAUGGACCAGGAGAAUAUGCUUGAUAAGCCUGAGCAGUUGAGGAUUACUGCUCCACCGCUUCCUACACCCUCCAGAUAUCCUCAGGUUGACAGUUCACCUCCAAGUGCACAAACCAACAGUCACAAUCUGGGUAAAACAGACAUGUGGGUCAGCGCUCGCCAUGGAGACCUCUCUGAAUGGGGACCGUAUUCAGGUUUUAGCUCAGAAGACGAUGCACCUGCACCCAGACACAGAAAGAGGACAUACAUGAAUCAGCCACACCUCCGUUUUGAAAUCACCAGCGACGAUGGCUUCAGUGUUAAGGCCAACAGCAUAGAGGUUGCCUGGGGUGCGGUGAUUGAUGGUGUCCUCGAAGCUCGCGCAGGCUUCCAUCUGAAGCAGCUACCUCUGGGCGGGAUGAGCGGUCCGCGGAUGCUCGGUGUCGUCCACGAUGCCGUCAUCUUCCUGCUGGAGCAACUGCAGGGUGCCGCAAAUUGCAAACGCCACCGCUUCCGCUUCCACCGCUGUGACGACAUUGAGGAAGAGCUUCCCCUCAAUCCUAGUGGCUGCGCUCGUUCUGAAGUCUACACACGGAAAGCGACUUUUGAUAUGUUCAACUUCCUGGCGUCUCAGCACAGAGAGCUCCCUGACAUAGUAGGUCCCUUUGAUGAAGACGAGGAUGAAUUCCCACUGAAAUCCUCCAGACGAGCCACCAGCAGUGAGCUUCCUAUGGCAAUGAGAUUCAGACACCUGGAAAAAAUCUCGAAAGAAGCCGUAGGAGUUUACAGAUCUGAAAUUCAUGGUCGGGGCCUUUUCUGUAAGAGAAACAUCGAGGCUGGGGAGAUGGUGAUCGAGUAUGCCGGCACUGUCAUUCGUUCUGUCCUAACAGAUAAGCGGGAGAAAUAUUAUGACAGCAAGGGUAUCGGUUGCUACAUGUUCCGCAUCGACGACUUCGACGUGGUGGACGCGACAAUGCAAGGCAACGCAGCUCGUUUCAUCAACCACUCCUGCGAGCCAAACUGCUACUCUCGUGUCAUCAAUGUGGACGGCCGCAAGCACAUUGUCAUCUUCGCCCUGAGGAAGAUCUACCGAGGCGAAGAACUGACCUACGACUACAAGUUCCCCAUCGAGGACGAGAAUAAUAAGCUACACUGCAACUGCGGGGCGAGACGCUGCCGUCACUUCCUGAAUUAGUACAAGCAACACACACACACACACACACACACACACACACACACACAAUGUACCAAUAGCCAUCUUAUUUAAUGCAUUUUGAAUUCAGAAGGUGGACUUGAACUGAUGAAGGCGGCUGUUGUGACGCAGCCUUAAUAUGAUAUGCACAGACCUGAUCUGCUGAACAAUUUGUUUUAAGCUUAAUUUAUAGACUGAUUGAGGACAACAUUAAUUUGUUCAUUUCUGUCCUCUGAAGUGCUGUCAACAGUCAGAUUAGAGCCAUAUGUCAAAGCUUGGGAUGAAUACCAUUAAUGGGAUUUCAGGAUUGUUGGUCUGUUAGGAAGCGCAGUUCAAUGAAACUGCACACAGUUUUGGUUUUGUGUACUGUUUUAGAAUUUCAUACUCCACAUCUUUCAGUUUUACAUUGUUGAAUUAGUCGCCAGUAGCAACUGCUGGAACUGGGGCUAAACAGCCGUGAGGCAAUUAUUACCAGCUACAGAGGUGCAAUCUAAAAUAUCCUGAUAAGAGUUUUUACUGCGUAAAUCUAUUAUUAUGCGGGUGACGAGUGUCUGUGUAAAUACAAGGUCACAGAGAAGGAUGAGGAGAACUCAUUCAGUAUCUUACAUUUAAGAUGACCUUCUGUGGCAGCACUGAUGUCGCUGCAGACAGGACAAAUUUAAUUUCAGAGCAGAAUAAACACAUUUGACUCAAGGCACCUCAUGUACAUUUUAGUGCAGCUACAUUUUAAUUUCACUUUGGAUACAGCAGUCUACUGAGCAUGGACUCCAAUGUUAAAGGUGCUGGUGACAUUUACCCCAAAACGUAGUUUGAUACAGUCACCCAACAGUCGUCUUUUUCCUCUCAUUCAUCAAUUCAAAUUUCCAGUUUUUAUUUGUGACAGCUGAGAUGCUGUAAUCUAGAUGCUUUUAUCCCACUAUUACAGUCUGUUCUUUAUUUGUUCAAUUGUGCUGUUUGUGUAUUUAAAGGUCUAUGAGGGAGAAUUUCCUUGUUGCAGGGUUCAACCUGAAUAUAGUGAUCUUGCUCUGCACAGGCCCUUAUAAAUCUUUUUGUAUUUUUGUAUAUUUGAACAAUAAAUGUAUAUUCAACAAAGCGGAUGGAAAUAAAUGUGUUUGGGCUUUUAACUCCUAGAACUGAAGCUAAUGCUAAGUAAUGAUCCUAAGUUAAUCUUUUGUUUUUUGCAGCUGUUUUGCACCCUCUUCUGUUCAUUUUCCUCGUCUCUCACAGGUGUACUACCUCAGUGUGUGUUAUGAAGCAAGUUUAAUUACACAACGCAUCAGAUGUUUCAUCACUUCCUCAUAGUUCUGUCUUUCUAAUCAUUACAUCUUGAUAGUAUGAAAACGAAUACCACCAAUACAAUGAAAAACUGACUUGCUGUUAUACCUGCAAUUAAUUUGUAAGGCUAGGUGGCCACCAUGUUUUGUGCUCGUUUCCUCCUUUGUGCAACCACACCCAGCUAAUUAAUGUAGAUAUUACCCUCGAGUUUAAGUUAAAGGCUGAAUGCUGUGGAUGUUCGUUUUGUGUUUUGGGAUUAAUAAUUGAAUUUGAAACACAAAGCUUUGUUACUUUUAUCAGCUCACUAUGGAUUUUUGCCUGUACAUAAUUGUAUAAAGAAUUUCUAAACCUGUUAAAUAUUUUUUUACCUACUUUUUUUUUAUUUAUGUUCAAUAAAAAUUUGAAAUGUU
Messenger RNA from Chelmon rostratus (copperband butterflyfish), 10776 nucleotides. RefSeq names its product lysine (K)-specific methyltransferase 2Ba (gene kmt2ba). Gene Ontology annotation, molecular function: histone H3K4 methyltransferase activity; zinc ion binding; DNA binding. Bases 32 to 9094 code for a protein of 3020 amino acids. The transcript is spliced from 36 exons. Gene Ontology annotation, cellular component: nucleus; histone methyltransferase complex. Gene Ontology annotation, biological process: positive regulation of DNA-templated transcription. NCBI's taxonomy places the organism in Eukaryota, Metazoa, Chordata, Actinopteri, Chaetodontiformes, Chaetodontidae. The record is from RefSeq and is a predicted model, not a curated record.